Messenger RNA from Etheostoma cragini (Arkansas darter), 1174 nucleotides. Its product is annotated as phosphatidate phosphatase LPIN3-like. Gene Ontology annotation, molecular function: transcription coactivator activity; phosphatidate phosphatase activity. The record is from RefSeq and is a predicted model, not a curated record. Bases 172 to 1143 code for a protein of 323 amino acids. Gene Ontology annotation, cellular component: nucleus. The transcript is spliced from 8 exons. Gene Ontology annotation, biological process: triglyceride biosynthetic process; cellular response to insulin stimulus; positive regulation of transcription by RNA polymerase II. NCBI's taxonomy places the organism in Eukaryota, Metazoa, Chordata, Actinopteri, Perciformes, Percidae.
GUGAAAUAAACGAGUACUUAUUUAUGUCCUUUCGAUUGCUUACAGGUUGAGUCGUUGUUGGCCAUAACACGCUACCAUUCUGCUAAUGAAUGCUGAUUGGUCAGUGAAGGACUGAUUACGACCAGAGAUCCCAUUGGAUGGCAUCUAAAGCGGAACCAGAAUUACCAAACCAUGAAUGUUGUGGGCAAGUUUGCGGAGACGAUGUUUGGGACGGCAAAGGAGCUGUACCGUGGCCUUAACCCCGCCACUCUCACUGGAGGGAUCGAUGUCAUUGUGGUGCGACAGCCUGAUGGAUCGUUCCAGUGUUCCCCCUUUCACGUCCGCUUUGGCAAGCUGGGUGUGCUGCGUUCCAAGGAGAAAAUUGUGGACAUAGAGAUCAAUGGAAAAUCAGUUGACCUGCACAUGAAGCUGGGUGACAAUGGAGAAGCUUUUUUUGUGGAAGAAAAUGAAAACAAGGAGUUGCAGGUCCCACCCCAUCUGUGGGCUGAAGAAACCCCUGAGGGAUCCUCCAUCACCGGUUCUCACACUCACCUGACAGAAGAGAAUUACGUUGUCCUAUGGACAAACACAAAAGAAGAAAACACAAGGCAGCCCAAAGCCACAUUGGAUGACUUCUACAGUCAUGAAGUGGCGGGCCUCAGCCAGGAAGCUAUGAUUACUUCCAGCCUAUCAACAGAAAUCCUCAGCGCCACUCAGUGUAUCACCCAGAUGUACCGCAAAUUACCGCUACGUCUGACCUCUAAUCAGAUAGAGCAGUUAAACCUGUGUGAGGGAGCCAACAAGGUGGUGUUCAGUGUCACCACACAAUACCAAGGCACCUGCCGCUGUGAGGCUGCCAUCUACCUGUGGAAGUGGGACGAUCGUGUCAUCAUAUCAGACAUAGACGGCACAAUCACUAAGUCUGAUACUCGGGGUCAAAUUCUACCUCGGUUUGGAAAAGACUGGACACACAAAGGCAUCGCCAAACUCUACCACAAAAUACACCAAAAUGGCUAUAAGUUCCUGUAUUGUUCAGCACGGGCCAUAGGUAUGGCUGCCAUCACUAAGGACUACCUUCAGGGUGUCAAUGACAACGGCUUUGUCCUCCCUCAAGGCCCUGUACUGUUGGCCCCAAGCAGCCUCUUUUCAGCACUACACAGGUAACAAAUAAUCUGUACAAAUAACUAUACCUUUA